AUGACUGCUGAAAAUCGAAGCUUCUGUCAACUGAUUUGUCACAUCAACGUUCGAAUCGGAUGGACUAUAUUUGGAAUUGUCUUCGGAAUCUCUGCCGUUUUGACGUAUGCAAUUAAAUUCCAUAAUUGGUCAGCUACUGCAACAUGUGCAAUUGCCACGUUGUUCGCAUGUGAAACAUUAUAUCUGUACUGGGGAUUGAAGAAAAAUACAAUUGUUAAUUGGAAGGAAAGCACUUUUCAAUUGAUGAUUUGGCCAAAUGUCUUCAUUGGUCUACUCGGUCUUCUCGGAUGUCUUGUGUGUUAUAUUAUCGCAGGAAUCACUCAUCAGGGAGCUGGAUCAAUUCAAGCAAUGUACGGAGAAAAUCUAUGGUUCACUGGUUCAUGGAGUCUUGUGAUUACAAAAUGGACUUGGCAGAAUGCAUUUUUCGCCAGAAAAUAUUUGAAGAAAGUCGGCGGAGGAUCUUCAGAAAAUGGAGAUGAUUUGAAUGAUGACGAUGAUGUGGAAGUGAUUAAACAUUAA
Molecule: messenger RNA, 519 nt
Organism: Caenorhabditis remanei
Lineage: Eukaryota; Metazoa; Nematoda; Chromadorea; Rhabditida; Rhabditidae
Exons: 3
Coding region: 1-519 (172 amino acids)
Biological process (GO): heme transport
Cellular component (GO): plasma membrane; lysosomal membrane
Molecular function (GO): heme transmembrane transporter activity; heme binding
Source: RefSeq, a predicted model, not a curated record